AUGCUUUAAUACAAGUCUUAAGCAAUUUCUUGUGACUAAAAAAGCGAUGCAAUGAAAAGAAUAUUUUCGAUUGGAAACGCCUCCCAUUCUGUGGGAUCAGUAUUCUUCACGUGGCAAAAGGGAACGGCAUCUUAUUUAGUAACCACCGGUUUGGACAGUUAUGUCAAUAUAUAUGAUAGACAUGGUGAGCGUGUGGACCAAAUAAACUUACCAGGUUAUUGCAAUGGCGUCGCCUGGGAUUCAGAUGGAGACUUAUUGGGUAUUAUAACCGAUCGGUCGCCGUGUGUUAUAUUAUGGGACGCAAACACACAUCGCGUCCAAAUGAUCGACACUGGGGUUAGGGAUGUGUUAUCUCUAAUUAUUUGGGCAAAAUUGUCAUCACCUCUGUUGGCUGUCGGCACAUCCAAAGGCAAUCUAUUGAUAUAUAAUCACAGAACUGCCCGCAAAAUACCAAUUUUGGGAAAGCAUACCAAAAAAAUAAUAAGUGGCGCCUGGAGUGAUAAUAACCUCCUGGCACUGGUAGGUGAAGAUAGAGUAUUAACGGUAAGCAAUGAAGAAGGAGAUAAUAUAGCCAUCAGUUCACUGAAAGGCGACGGACUGACCGUUCAGUUUGCGUUUAUGCGAUUAGACGACAAAACACAGAAUACACAGCAAAACUGCGUUAGUCUUAUACUAAAUAAAAGACAACUAUUUUUGCUUAAUUUGUCGGACUCUGAAAAUCCAAUUCAAUUGUCAUUUCAAGAGAGAUAUGGACUGAUAGUUGACUAUCAAUGGUAUGGCGAGGGACUCAUUCUUAUUGGGUUUACAUCCGGAAUAUUUGUUGUCGUUUCUGCAAACUAUAAAGAGUUGGGACAAGAGUUGAACCAAUUUAGGGCCCAUAAGGAGUCGUUGACCACAUUUAACGUCUGUCUCAACACAAAGAGAUUAGUCUCUUGUUCUGAGAAUAAUGUUAAAGUAUGCGAUUUGAAUGAUCUCAAUGAUGUUCAGUCAGUAAUGACUAUCGAUGACGAGCCAGCUAUUGAAUGGAUGGAGUGGUCAGAUGACGGACAACUACUUGCAAUGGUAUCGCCUUCGGGAACAAUUCACGUAUAUCUUUCAAAGUUGACAAUAUUAGGCGAUUCAUUUGGUACUCGAUUAGCAUUCUUGUCGUCACUUCUAGAAGUAACUGUCUUUAGUGUUCAGGAAGAUCUGUCCGAUUCAGUCAUUAUUACACGAGUAGAUGUCGAGCCAUCAUUGGUAGCGGUCGGACCAUAUCAUGUGGCCGUCGCUAUGAAUAAUAGGGUUUGGUUUUAUAAUUUGACAGUAAAUGAAUCGACUGAAUUGCUUCGGGAGAGAGAGUACGUCGGUAUUGUUAAAUGUCUUAAAAUAAAUGGUGACUAUGCGGCCGCUCUGUUCACUAAUGGUACCAUUCAUUUACAUUUAAUUGAGAAUGAGCUCAACCCUAAUGAUUAUGACAGUCGUGAUCUCAAAGCAUUUCCUGACAGCGCCGGCAGUUCUAUAGGAAACGGAAAAAUAACAACACUUUGCUUGACUAACGACUUCCUAAUCUAUGCGACCGAUUCGGGAUCUAUUGAGAUGUUUAUGUUAGAAGAUUGGGUUAUGGUUUGUGUUUAUCGGCACACAAUUGGCAUCAAAAUGAUCUCAUCUAAUGUUAGUGGCAUUCGUAUCGCUGUUGUUGACGAUAGAAAUGAUGCCUUCAUUUAUAAUGCCGUCACUGAUGUAAUGAUACAGUUAUCCCAAAAUGACUUUCCAACUAAUCCUAAGUUUAUAUUAUGGGAAAGUUGGCCCUUAGAUAAAGGAGUGUUUAUAGCGUGUGAUAUAAAAUUUGCAUACGUUUUCAUAUAUAUCAGGGAUACUAUUGAAGGACCGGCUGUUGAAUAUGCAGGAAAAAUGAAGAUCCCUUCCGGUCAGUUCCCUCUAUUGCUGUAUAAUGGAGUGGUUGUCUGUCAAACACAAAGUGGAAAAACAUCUAACUUUGUUUUGUCAACUCAUGAUUUCGGUGAUAAAAUGACUGAAAAAAGUCGACUCAAAUGUGAAUUACUGGUAAAUAUAUUAAAGUUGCGCCGAUAUCAGGACGCAUGGAAAAUAUGCGAAUAUCUUAAUGAUGUCGAGGCCUGGGAUAUGUUGGGAAAGUUAGCUAUUAAUGAUAUGGACUUGGAUUUAGCCAUUAAAAUAUAUCGACAUAUUCAGGAUUCAGGUUUUGUUAAUACAUUAGAGAAAUUAAAAGCAAUAGAAGAAAGAAAUUUAUUGGCCGCACAUUUGGCCAACUGUUGCGAUCGACACGAUUUGGCGCAGACUUUGUUUUUGAUUUCUUCACAACCUCUGGAAGCGCUCGAAAUGAGGAAAAGUCUGUUGCAAUGGAGCGAAGCUUUGACUUUAGCCAAACGUUUGGCUCCGAAACAGAUGACAAUUAUUUCACGUGAAUAUGCCGUACAAUUAGAGUUUACCGGCGACUAUAACAGUGCUCUUGACAACUAUGAAAAAGGAUUGAUCAAUAGUGACACUAACAAAGAUACCAUCGAUAACAUUGACAAUAAAACUCAUAACGAGUUAUGUAUGGCAGGAAUCGCUCGCAAUAGUAUACGAUUGGGUAACACUCGUCGUGGUAUUGAUUUCUUAAACAAAUUAACUCCAAAUCCUACACUUCUUGAAGAAUGUGCCACAAUAUUGGAUUCAAUGAAACUAUAUUCAGACGCAGCAUUGCUUUUUGAAAAGAGUGGUAAUCCAGAAAAGGCUGCCAAUCUUUAUAUGAAAGUAAAAAACUUUAAUAAAGUGUCAGAUCUGUUGGAAAAAGUGGACAAUAAGGAGAUUCAAAGCCAAUAUGCAAAAGCAAAGGAAAUGGAGGGCAAAUUCAGAGAAGCCGUUAAGGCUUACAUCAAAGCCGAGGAAUGGCUUAGUGUUGUUAGGAUUUAUUUAGAUCAUCUCAAUAAUCCCGGUGAAGCCGUCAAAAUAGUGAGAGAAACCAAAUCAAUAGACGGCGCAAAAAUGAUCGCUAAGUUUUUUCAACGAAUCAAUGAUAUGAGUUCCGCCAUCGAGUUCCUUAUAAUGUCGAAAUGUCAUGAAGAGGCCUACCAAUUGGCACAGUCUACUCAACAAAUGGACAUUUAUGCCAAUAUAUUACUUAAUUAUACCGAUGAUCCUGAAUUGACACAAGACUUCUUAAGUAUAGCUAUUCAUUAUGAACAGGAAAGGGAUGCACUGAGAGCCGGAAAAUUUUAUUGCAUUGCCGGUCAGUAUAAAAAAGGUGUCAAAUUUUUACUACAAGCGGCCGCUCAAUCAAAUGAUGGCCAGAACCAAGCCGUGCACUUAGUUAUUGAGGCGGCGGCCAAAUCACGAGAUGAACAGAUCAUUCGUAUAAUAAUUGAUUACUUGAUUGGCGAGACUGACGGCGUUCCCAAAGAUUUUAAAUACCUUUUCCGACUUUAUAUGUCACUCGAGUACUAUAAAGAGGCGGCAAAAACGGCAUUAAUUAUAGCCGGAGAGGAACAGAAUGCCGGCAAUUACCGCAACGCUCAUGACUUACUGUUUGGUAUGUUUCAGGAACUCAAAAGACAUCAAAUAGCCGUUCCCUCGGAGAUGACCAACAGUUUAAUGCUUAUACACUCUUAUAUACUAAUAAAGAUAUGGAUCCGAGUGGGAGAUCACAUGAGAAGUGCCAAAUUGUUGACGAGAGUGGCCAACAAUUUAAGUCGAUUCCCUCAACAUAUGGUUCCUAUACUGACAUCAGCGGUAAUUGAAUGUCAGAGAUCGGGUCUGAAACGAGAAUCGUUAGAAUUUGCGACAACUUUAAUGAAAAGUGAAUAUCGCGACCAAAUAGACGUCAAAUUCAAGAAGAAAAUUGAAACACUUGUUCGUAAGUCUGCAGCUCUUCUUAAAACUCAAGACUCUGAAGACAGUCAUAUCCAACACAGUCUCUGUCCUUAUUGUGAUAAUGAAGUCAUUGAUAUGGAACUGACGUGUCAUAAAUGCAGAAAUACUAUACCAUUUUGUAUAGCAACAGGACUUAACAUUGUAAGGGACGAGCUAACUGUAUGUCCUAACUGUCAUUUUCCAGCCAUUUUAAGUCAAUUUAUAAGAUUACUGUCCACUGAACCAAUAUGUCCGAUGUGUAACACAAGUAUUGAUUUAUCACAAGUGGUUCCCUUACAUGACAUUCAAUUGCUAUUGGAUUCACAUCAACUCAAAUGA
Molecule: messenger RNA, 4188 nt
Organism: Oppia nitens
Lineage: Eukaryota; Metazoa; Arthropoda; Arachnida; Sarcoptiformes; Oppiidae
Gene: Oseg6
Product: WD repeat-containing protein 19-like
Exons: 7
Coding region: 52-4188 (1378 amino acids)
Biological process (GO): intraciliary retrograde transport; cilium assembly
Cellular component (GO): cilium; intraciliary transport particle A
Molecular function (GO): protein binding
Source: RefSeq, a predicted model, not a curated record